Molecule: messenger RNA, 563 nt
Organism: Rhodofomes roseus
Lineage: Eukaryota; Fungi; Basidiomycota; Agaricomycetes; Polyporales; Fomitopsidaceae
Exons: 1
Coding region: 54-464 (136 amino acids)
Source: RefSeq, a predicted model, not a curated record
CUUCUCUGAUCCACGUAUCCCUUGCUCGGAGAGCAAGGCUCUCGCAGGUCGAAAUGAACGCUACCCCUUUCGACCGUUGUUGUUUGUUGUUUGCAUUCCUCGCCAUACCAGUCUUAGUGUGCCUUGUGUCGUCAUCAUCGUCCAACCUGACGCCUCACGCGACCUGCGUAUAUAUCAUACUGUUCGUACUUAGCUGCGCCCUGACCCCGCCUCAGGAGGAGGAGUGGCGUCCAUUUAGCCACCGGUCGAUAGCGCACGCGCGUCUCGACUUGACGGCGACCAUGUACAGCCAGUCGAGCAUCGUGCAAAAAUGUACAAGUGAACGGUUGACUUGGAACGUACGCGUUGAACGUCCAUACGUCCGAACCGUGAGAACUGGCGCGCCGCGACCGCCUCCUCUACCUUUAUCUGCCAGACAGCUGAGUGCGGGCCUUGCGGGGGUGCGGAUGCGGGCGGCUCCAUAGUAUGAUGCACGGCCAAUCUGCUUCUGUCAGCCUAGUACUCGUGAACGCAUUCAGCAAGACAAUAAAGAAGAACGAAGUUACAGUAAGACUCUCACGCGA